AUGACAUUGUAUCACCACAUUGUUUGUUAUAUUGGCUCAGUAGAAAUUUUAUGUUCGAUGAAAACGUUGGAUUUCGACAAUCGUACACGUGUCGCAAGAGAAUCUAUUCGUAUUGUAUGUUCAGCUACUGGAGUGCAAUUGAAAGAUAGACGAAAAUCUGAACCAUUUAUAUUAUCGGUAAUUGCACCAAAACCAAAUAUUACGCAUAGUGGAACGCCUGUUUUACUUACCAUUGAUACAGAGGCAUUAAGUCUAAAACGACUGCCAGAUUCGCAAAUACUUUGCUCGCAUAAAAUGGAAGGCAUAUCAUUUGCUAGUGCUGGCGAACAUGAAACAAAAGAUUAUAUCGCUUAUGUAGCAAAAGAUAAUACAAAUAAACGUGCAUGUCAUGUAUUAUCGUGCAAUGAAAAUCAAUCAUUGGAUGUUAUAACAACGAUUGGUCAAGCAUUUGAAUUACGCUAUCAUGAAUAUAUGCAAGCUCAAAAGAUUGAUAGAGGAUUAUCAAAAUCGUUAGAAAAAAAUGUAGACGAAAAUUUAGAAGAUAGAUCGAAUCAAAAGUUGGACGACAAUCAAAAUCGUUCAAAAUUUUCCAAUAGCCAUACAGAUGAUUGGCGACAAACGAACAGUCUUGACCAAGUUUAUAAGGAACCUUGGUGUCAUGGACGAAUAAGUCGAGAUGAAGCUGAAAUUUUGUUACCGAAUAGCGGAGAUUUUUUGGUACGUGAGAGUGUGAAAAUACCUGGCCAAUUUAUAUUAUCCGGACGUUCCAAAGAUACAUUUAAACAUUUAUUACUCGUCGAUCCACAAGGAGUUAUACGAACAAAAGAUUCAGAAUUCGAUAGUAUUAGUCAUUUAAUAGAAUAUCAUAAAAAAGGCAAUAUACCGAUAGUUAGUGCUGAUAUUGAACUAUUACUAUUGAAUGCAAUAUAUCAAAAAUAG
This is a messenger RNA of Didymodactylos carnosus, 939 nucleotides long. NCBI's taxonomy places the organism in Eukaryota, Metazoa, Rotifera, Eurotatoria, Philodinida, Philodinidae. The record is from the annotation of a GenBank genome assembly.